This is a messenger RNA of Myxozyma melibiosi, 2350 nucleotides long. RefSeq names its product glycosyltransferase family 20-domain-containing protein. Lineage: Eukaryota; Fungi; Ascomycota; Lipomycetes; Lipomycetales; Lipomycetaceae. The transcript is spliced from 2 exons. Gene Ontology annotation, biological process: trehalose biosynthetic process. The record is from RefSeq and is a predicted model, not a curated record. Gene Ontology annotation, cellular component: alpha,alpha-trehalose-phosphate synthase complex (UDP-forming); cytosol. The coding region runs from base 195 to 2309 and encodes 704 amino acids. Gene Ontology annotation, molecular function: trehalose-phosphatase activity.
UAACAGAAAAGUGAUGACGUCGACGGGAGAUUCUCGAAAGCGAAAACACAAAAGUCUGUUUCGGGCUUUGAUCUUCUCUUGUUCUUCCAUUCACUCUGCAUUCUCAUUAUACGUUAUAACAUCUACUUCUAUAUCUACUUCUAUAUCUACUGCUUCUUCUUCUUCUUCCUCCUCUCCUCUUCUUUAUCCACGCAAUGACCCUCCUCGUGGUGUCUCUAUAUCUUCCGCACACCAUCCACUUCAACGUCGAUGAUCCCGCCCUCGUCGACAACGUAGUCUCUUCGCCCAUCCUCUCCCGCACAACCUCCUCCUUCGACCAGCGUCCGGCUCCCCACCCCCACCCGAAGGCCACCCCGCUGCCCUCGCCCUCGCCCGUCCCGAACUUCAUCCAGUCCCUCGCCUCGCGCGUCACCUCCGCCAACAACACCCCGCCUGCCUCUCCGCCCACCAGCGAGAACGUCAAGGACUUCUUCUACAAAUACGUCCAGCCCUCGCAGCCGACCUCGCUCAGCUCCGCGCUCCCACUGCACCACGACGACGACUCCCUUCCUGCCGGUCCGACCGCCGCCCUCGAGUUUGAGAAAAACUUCCGCAACAUCUACGCGCUCUCGGUCGAGAAGAAGCGUCGCGAAGCCGUAACCAAGGCCGCCGCUGCUACUUCCUCCGGCUCGGUUCCAGCCGGCUCUGCGUCCGCAUCAUCCUCCUCGUCACUCACCGCCACGCUCCGCAGCGCCGCGGCUCCGACCGUCACACAUCCCAAAUCGCGCGCAAACUCGCCUCCGCCGGCGAAGCGGAUCGUCGAUUCGCGCGCGCCGACCGUGCCAAACACGCCGUCGCUGAAGAUCGCGCCGCGGAGACCGGCGCCGCUCGCGCCGCUGUCGCCCAAGGAUCCCGCGGCGGUGUUUUCGUCUGCGCCGUGGAGUAUCGUAAAGUACCACAAGGGCAACGGCGGGUUGCGGAACGCGAUUGCGCGCGCAGAGGCCGAGGGCUCGAUUACGGAUAAGAAAUGGAUCGGCACGCUCGGCAUGCCUACGGACGCGAUCGACGAGAACAUGCGCAAGAGCUUUGAGGCGGUGCUGAUGGAGAAGAACCAGGAGGCGCCGGUGUUUGUGUCGGACUCGACUAUGGAAGGUCAUUAUACGCACUACUGCAAGGACAUUCUCUGGCCGACGUUUCACUACCAGAUCCCGGACAAUGCAAAGUCGAAAGCGUACGAGGACCACUCGUGGGUGCACUACCAUGCGCUCAACAAGGCGUUUGCGGACGUCGUGAUUCAGAAUUACAAGCCGGGCGACACGAUCUGGGUGCACGACUACCAUCUGCUGCUGGUACCCGGUCUGAUCCGCGAGAAGAUCCCGGAUGCGAAGAUUGGGUUUUUCCUACACAUUGCGUUCCCGUCGUCCGAGGUCUACAGAUGCCUGCCGACGCGGAAACUGCUGCUGCGCGGCAUGCUCGGCGCGGACGUGGUCGGGUUCCAGAGCAACGAGUACGCGCGGCAUUUCCGGCAAACCUGUCAGGUUGUGCUGGGACUGCUUGCGAACCGCGACGGGUCGAUUGACUGCGACGGCCGACGGGUGAGCGUGACGGACGUCGCGAUCGGGAUCGAUCCGCCGUCGCUGAAGGCGCUGGGCGAGGAUCCCGAGGUGAAGCGGUGGCGGCGGAUGCUGCGGGAGCGGUGGCCGGAUAAGAAGAUGAUUGUCGGGCGGGAUAAGCUGGAUCAGUUCCGGGGCGUGCGGCACAAGCUGUUGGGAUACGAGCGGUUUUUGCAGAAUCACCCGGAGUACAAGGAGAAGGCAAUUUUUAUCCAGGUGUGUUUGACAAACAUUGCGUCGCAGGAUCUCGAGUCUGAGGUGUCUGAUAUCGUGACGCGGAUCAAUUCGUCGACGCACGUCGUGUCUGAGCCGCCGGUGGUGUUUCUGCACCAGGAUAUCUCGUUCGAGCAGUACCUCGCGCUACUGUACGAGGCGGAUGUCUUUGUAGUGACGUCGCUGCGCGAGGGAAUGAACCUGACGUGCCACGAGUACAUUUACUGCCAAAGCGAGACGAGCAAAGGCCCGCUGAUCUUGUCAGAGUUCACGGGCUCGGCGGCGGUGUUUGGGAAUAACUGUUUGCUGGUGAAUCCGUGGGACAGCGUUGAGGUAGCGGAUGCGUUUGAGAAGGCGCUGACGAUGCCGAAGGAGGAGAGAGAGCGGAGGUAUAAGGCUUUGUAUGCGGAGGUGACGACGAAUACGUGCGCGCACUGGGUGCGGUUGUUUUUGAAUAAGUUGAAUAAGGCGUGGGAGGUGAAUCACGGAGGGGAGAAGGAGUAGAUGGUAGUAGAUGAUCUGUUUAGAGGUGGAUUAAUAUCAGU